AUGAUCCGAAGGUUUAAUUUAUUACCGACAUUAAUCGACGAAAUCGCUUAUAGCAUCAAAACCGUUAAUGCCGAUAUUGCCCUAUUCACUGAAACUUGGUUGCGUGAUACCGUUCCUGAUAUUUCUAUUAAUAUCAAACAUCAACUUUAUAGAAGAGCCGUGCCAACCGGCUUCAUGGAGGCGUAUGUAUGUACGUAAAAGAUUCAAUACAUUGUAACAUCUUAGCAGACCUAAAUCACAGUGAUCAUGAAGUUCUUUGGGCUAAUCUUCGACCAAAACGCUUACCACGUGGUAUCUCAAAUAUCAUAGUAGCUGUAGUAUAUCAACCUCCAUGCAGCCGCGGACGACGCCACUAUGAAGGACUACCUUAUAUCGUCCUUGGAGAUCUUAGAGAUAAAAUACCCUAAUUGCGCAAUCGUACUAGCUGGAGACUUCAACAAAACGCUCCUCCCCUUGCUCCAGUCUGCUGUGAAAGUCUUUCAACUUAAACCGGUCGUUGACUUCCUUACUAGAGGAGAUAGAACUCUUGACCAAAUUUUUACCAACCUUACAGAGUAUUUCUCACCCCCGUGUAGCUUACCCGCAUUUGGUCUUUCGGACCAUCAAACUAUAUUUAUCUCGGCUAGAAUUCGUGAUAAAACCUCUAAGCCCAAACGCAAAUUAAUUACGACGAGAGAUAAACGACCCAGUAAAAUAGCAAGUGUUGGUCGAUUUCUUCAACAAGUACCUUGGUCUGACUUGUUCUUCCCAGCUCAGUCAAGUGAAGAUAAACUUAACAUCCUUACAGAUAUAAUAAAUUUUGGCCUAAAUACCAUCAUGCCCGUGUCAACCAUCAAGAUACAUGAAUCAGAUCGGCCCUGGAUGAACACUAAUCUAAAACAGCUCAUCUCUCGUCGCCAAAAAGCUUUUACAUCUGGUAACAAUCCCCUCUACAAAAUUCUAAGAAACAAAGUCAAUCAAGCAUGCAAACGCUGCAGAAAAUCCUACGUUAACAAAGUUAAAGAAAAUCUGCUGCAGAAAAUCCUACGUUAACAAAGUUAAAGGUUUACGAGAUUCCAAGCCCCGUGACUGGUGGAGAGAAGUUAAACAGAUUUGCGGCGCCAGUAAAAUUCCUAACCUUAUUACUCCAUCCAAACCUUGUCUGUGAUAAGGAAUCUCUGGCUGAAAACAUCAAUUCGGCGUUUGUCAACAUAAUGAAUGAUUCUUUACCUCUGUCAGUUUGUAUACGUGUAGAAAUGGCUGAUGAUCGACCAAUAUCUGUCACUGAACACUCUGUCGCAAGAAAGCUUUUAGAGCUAAAUGCUUCUCGUGCCAGUGGUCCCGACAACCUCCCUAACUGGGUGCUUAAAAAUUUUGCGUAUAUUCUAGAGGCCCCAAUUGCUGAUAUCCUAAAUACUCGUUCUUGGAAUGUAAAGUUCCUGACGCAUGGAAACUUGCCAAUGUCUGUCCUCUGCCUAAGGCAUCUUCUAUCUGCAACAUCAAUGAGGAUUUAAGACCAAUCUCUCUAACACCCACCCUCUCAAAAGUUGCUGAGAGCUUCAUCAUAGACAUUGCGUUGAAACCUGUUCUACUACCUAUUAUCGACCCAGGCCAAUUUGGGUUCAUCCCAGGAUCGUCAACUACUCUAGCACUAAUCUCUAUGUUCCAUCAUUGGUUACGAGCUACUGACGGCACCGCAUCCACCGUAAGAACCAUACUUUUAGAUUUCCGCAAAGCUUUUGACCUUGUGGACCAUAAUAUUUUAGUCGCCAAACUGUUUAGUAUAGGCGUAAAACCCGCGGACGUCAAUUGGAUAAUUGAUUUCCUAAGACAUAGAAAGCAGAGGGUUAAACUAAACAACAUCGUUUCCGAUUGGCUUGACGUCCCAGCAGGAGUGCCUCAAGGAACUUGUCUUGGUCCCUGGUUGUUUUUAGUACUAAUCAGUGAUCUUAAGCUACCUCAUGAAUCCUUACCUAUGUGGAAAUUCGCCGAUGAUUUCACAAUCUCUGAAGUGAUACCACCCUCCAAGCAAAGCUCUCUUCAGCAAGCUGUUGACUAUAUCGAUGCAUGGUCUCAAGAAAAUCGAUUACAAUUGAAACCAACUAAGUGUAAAGAAGUACGAUCAUGUUUCAAGAGAAACCCUCCAUCAUUCCCUGUAGUCGAACUCAAUGAUUUCCAGUUAGAAAGAGUUAGCGUGGCCAAAAUUCUUGGCGUAACAAUCCGGGACGAUUUUAAGUGGAACGACCAUAUCGGUAUUGUCACCGUAAAAGCCGCAAAACGACUGUAUCUCUUGAGACAAUUAAAAAGAGCCGGGAUCUGUCCAAAAGAUCUUAUCACUUUUUACUGUAGUGCUAUCAGAUCACUUCUGGAAUAUUCGUGCCAGUUAUUUCAUCGGAGUCUCCCUAAAUAUCUGUCAAAUGAACUUGAGAGUUUCCAAAGGCGCGCUAUGCGUAUCAUCCACCCGGACUUGAAAUAUGCUGACGCGCUAAAAGACGCCGGCAUUUGCACUCUCUUCGACAGACGAGCCCAACUAUCAAGUCAUCUUUUUGAAGAUAUUGUUAAUAAUCCGAAUCAUGAGCUCAGUGGCCUACUUCCACCGCAAGCACAUCAUCAUAACGAUUUAAGGAGCGAACGAAGGUUUAAUGUACCUGUUAGUAAGACAGAUCGUCUUAAUUUAAAAAAUCUUUUAUUGUUAGUCAUAGCUUAA
Molecule: messenger RNA, 2686 nt
Organism: Paramuricea clavata
Lineage: Eukaryota; Metazoa; Cnidaria; Anthozoa; Malacalcyonacea; Plexauridae
Source: the annotation of a GenBank genome assembly